AAGGGUGAUCUCCUACGAUGGCUUGAAUCACAUUGACGUUGAUGAGGAAACACUUAAAACCUUAAUGAGAUGAUCUAAUUUGGCUAGUUAAGAAGCAACAGCUGAUAUUUGUGAUAUUUUACGUGCAAUUUUAUUAAUCUCUUUUGUUCUAAUUACAAUCACUCUCGAUAAAACGAUUCAGUUUGAUGUUGCAGUGUCAAUACAAUGAGCAAUCAACGUUAUUAAUCCUCAUUUUUAAGUUAAAUUAUUGCCAUAGUGAACAUUCAACGUCUUAUAUAAAUAAUCCAUGCAGAUAUUUCAUUAGGAGUAAAGCGACUCGACUGUUUAAUGACAGAUAACCAUACGUGGGCAGCUUCGCAUAUAGAUCUACGAACAAUCACUCGAUCAAGUCAUUCGAGCACUUAUCUUUUCGAUAAGUGAGUUAUUUGCACGUCACGAUGAAAGUACUGAGAACAAUAAUAACAUUUGUAUUUAUUCAUCUGACUAAAGGGUAAGUUGAAUGCCAAACUUAGUGAGCAUAACUUUUCAUUGUGUAGUACCUCUCCAUCCGUUUUUAGCGUAUACAUCUUGCGAAAAGCACCAGAAAAAGGGCGAAAUGUUUGCAUCGUUGGAUUUGAGAAAACCCACGUAAAGUUACAACGUCAUAUAUCAAAAUCGAGAAAGACUUUGGUCAAAGAUUGUGGCAUAGAUCAAGGACUCUUUAUCAAGUGCGAAAAACAAAUAAUCAAGACUGAAAUAUCCUACGUCCCUGUAUCUUGUAUCACACGCGUCAGCAAAAUUGGCUGUUGUCCUGGAUGGAAAGAUUACAUCGCUGUGUUUGGUUGCUUAACUAGUAAGUCACGAUGAUUGACCUUGUUCAUAGAUUCAUUUCAUCAUUUGCAGAGCUUUACUUUCCCUUUCAAGAAGCGCCAUGCCUCUCUCUGCCUUUAUACACACCAUCAAGAUGUGUUGCAACUCGACAAAAAGGCCUGGAGAAGAACAAGAAUGUAUACAGCCUUCAGAUACCUCCAAGCGUUGCUCAAGGUGACCCCAAUCUCGGCAGGGAUCUUCAAAAUUUGUUCUUGUUUCCUUUACUCAACAUGACUUUCAAGCAAGCAGCAGCUUUGUCAUGGAAUGAUCCAGUGGAUUAUCCAUGGUUAGUGAUAUAUACCUAUCUUCAGACAAAGUCCUUGAAGAUGUUGGCAGAAAGAAUGAAACCAGGCAAUUCUUUGGUGAAGGAAUUUAAAUCAAUAGACGAUUUUCAACGUUUAUUACAGCUUGUGAGGACAAUCUUUACGAAAGAUGGCAAAUAUUUGGACUAUUUUCGCUAUCCUUCAUUGGUUGAAAAAUGGAAAGAUAUCAUACGCUGUCAAACAUGGCAUGAUGACCAAGUAUUUGUUGAAGAAAGACUUGCAGCCCUUAAUCCAAUGUCCUUAGAACGCGUCACUGCUGACAUAGAUUACUUCUCAGCUUUGCCAAGGGUUGGCUUGAGGUUGACAGAAAGACUAAAUCGAAAUUAUAAUUGGAAUCGUACUGUAUCCAAUGUAGUCGGAAGACCAACAACUUUAUAUAAGAUGGCACGUGAGAAGUCGUUGUUUGCCAUUCACUAUCCGUAUCUUGACGACUUACCUAAUGUUGAUGACAUCACGGAGAAAAGAACUGAAAGAAGACGAUUGAAGAACGCCACUAGUCCAAUUGCAAUCUUUGUUUCUGUAAAGAGGCCUGGAAAGGACUCUUAUGAACUAAAGCCGGUAGCAAUACAAACAGAUUGCCAUUCAGAUUCGCCCGUGUAUACACCUCAUGAUGGCAAACGAUGGUUACUGGCCAAAUAUCUCUUUCAACUAGCGGACUUUUCAUACGUAGAAAUGGUUGAACACUUACUAAAAACCCACACGAUAUUACAGCCAAUUUGUGUGAUACUCAAACGUACCAUCUCCCGACAACAUCCUUUGAACGAAAUGCUAAAAUGGCACUGUCGAGGUCUAAUCGCAACUAAUGCUAAUGGCUUUGCAAAGUUGAUCCAACCACAUGGCUAUAUGCAUACUCUCUUCUCCAUGGGACAUCUGGGAAGCAUUGAGCUCUUAAAUAGAGCGUAUCAAAAUUAUUCUUGGAAAGAUAAUGAUUUCUGGGAAAAUAUUAAGAGCCGUGGUGUAGAUGAUCCCGUAAAGCUACCAUAUUAUCCUUACAGAGAUGAUGGUUACCUUAUUUGGAAACAACUUCACAGUUAUGUACGAGAAUAUGUUUCUCUGUAUUAUUACAAUAACAACGAUGUUCGUAGAGAUUUCGAACUAAGAGCGUUUACAACGGAGUUGUCCGAAAAGGGAAUGGGAAAGUUAAAAGGCUUCCCAUCGAUGUUACAAUCUAAGUAUGAACUAAUUAAGACAUUAACUCGCAUCCUGUGGCUACCCGUACAACACAAUGCCGUCAAUUAUCCAAUCGCCUACUACGGUGCCUUCGUACCAAACAUGCCGUCGAAGCUUUACGAUGAUGCACGAAGCAAAACAAACGAGUUUUCUUUCAAUACACUUCCUAACAGUAACGUGUCCACAGUGCAAGCCGUUGUGUCAAUGGGUUUAGGAUCUCUGAGAUUUGAUCAACUCCUCGACUAUGGAGCACAAAUGCUGGAUAAAGAGGCAGGAGAAAUUGUAAAGAAACACCAUCACAUCUUAAUGACCAGGGUGAGAGACAUCAUAGAUGAACGAAACGAGAAGAGAUACAGUGCAAGUCAUCUUACGUACCCUUAUCUCAAGCCUGGCUGGAUUCCAAAUUCCAUACAUACUUAACUGAACGCGUUAUAGCUGAGGACUACACAAUGUUUGACAUCGUUAUUUAUGGAUACAAAAAACUUUUUGUCGUUUCCUCAGAUUUGUUGGAUAAGUUUAUGUUAGAGGUUUAAGUUUUGAUCGUGCGUGUUAGUAAUAAAAAAACGUGUAAAUAGUUACUAAACACGUGUUUGUUUGUUUCGCAUCUCGUGAAGCUUUUGAGAGUAUUUAUGUGUUAAAGUAAAUUCAAUUUUGCUCUAUUUGAACAAAAAAUAUAUACAAAUUCAACAUUACAAUGUUUGUUUACCGAAAA
Molecule: messenger RNA, 3054 nt
Organism: Xenia sp. Carnegie-2017
Lineage: Eukaryota; Metazoa; Cnidaria; Anthozoa; Malacalcyonacea; Xeniidae
Product: polyunsaturated fatty acid 5-lipoxygenase-like
Exons: 10
Coding region: 843-2762 (639 amino acids)
Biological process (GO): lipid oxidation
Molecular function (GO): metal ion binding; oxidoreductase activity, acting on single donors with incorporation of molecular oxygen, incorporation of two atoms of oxygen
Source: RefSeq, a predicted model, not a curated record